Molecule: messenger RNA, 1312 nt
Organism: Erinaceus europaeus (western European hedgehog)
Lineage: Eukaryota; Metazoa; Chordata; Mammalia; Eulipotyphla; Erinaceidae
Gene: FBXW9
Product: F-box and WD repeat domain containing 9
Exons: 8
Coding region: 73-1119 (348 amino acids)
Cellular component (GO): preribosome, large subunit precursor
Molecular function (GO): protein binding
Source: RefSeq, a predicted model, not a curated record
AUGUGGCGCGUCGCUGCCUAGGAGACGGGACGCGGGGUCCGCGCGCUGGCCGGCGGCGCCCACCCGGUCCCCAUGGAGCUGCCCGUCAGCGCCCGGGGCUCGGACCCGGAGCCGGAUCCCGAUCCCGACGCACAGGCCGAGGCGUACGUGGCCCGCGUGCUCAGCCCGCCCGCCCCCGGCCGCUCGCCCCCGCGCGCCCCCCGCCCGCCCGCGGCCGCCGUCCCCCCGCUCCCCGGGGCCUCCGAGGCGGCGCGGGCGGCCUCCCGCGGGCCGGCGGCUGGGGCGGCGGCCGGGGCGCCGGGGCUGCUGAGCCUCCCGCCGGAGCUGCUGCUGGAGAUCUGCGCCUACCUGGACGCGCGCCUGCUGCUCGGCGUCCUGCCCCGCGUGUGCCGCGCGCUGCGCGACCUGCUGCGCGACCCGGUCACCUGGCGGCUGCGCGUGCAGCGCCGCGUGCGCUCGCGGUACCCGGCGUGGGACAGCACGGUGAAGCUCUGGGACAUGGCAGCUGACGGGCAGCAGUUCGGGGAGAUCAAGGACAAGGCCGCCGUGCUGUGCUUGUCCUACCUGCCGGACAUCCUGGUGACAGGCACUUACAACAAGAAAGUCACCAUCUAUGACCCCAGAGCCGGCCCAGGGUUACUGCAGACCCAACAGGUGCACUCGAGCGCGGUGCUGGCGCUGAUGGCGGACGAGCGGCACAUCAUCUCAGGCAGCGAGGACCACACGCUGGUGGUUUUUGACCGGCGGGCCAACGGGGUGCUCCAGCGGUUGCAGCUGGACUCUUACCUGCUCUGCAUGUCCUACCACGAGCCGCAGCUCUGGGCCGGCGACAACCAGGGUCUCCUGCACGUCUUCGCCAACCACGGAGGCAGCUUCAGGCUUGCCAGGUCCUUCGACGUGGGCCACCGUUCCCACAUCACGGGCAUCCAGCACUCGCUAGGCGCCUUGUACACCACCUCCACCGACAAGACUGUGCGGGUGCACCUGCCCACCGACCCCCCCAGGACCCUUUGCACCCGGACCCACGACGACGUGCUAAAUGGGGUCUGCGCGGAGGGGAACUUCAUGGUGGCCGCCUCCGGUGGCCUGUCCCUGGAGGUGUGGCGGCUGAAGGCCUGAGCGACCGACCUGCCUGCGGGCUCCGGCCUCGGGGACCCCCGCCCCACCUUGGUGCUUCUGGGGGCGCUGCCCCUGGGAGGGGGCGAGGGGCCCCUCCCUGCCAGCCCACCCUCUCACAGGGGCUCCUGCUCUGAGACUUGACGGGGUGGGGGAGCGAAAUAAAGCUGCCCGCUGCCUGUGUUGGGGCAUCCCC